Messenger RNA from Carya illinoinensis, 495 nucleotides. RefSeq lists its product as uncharacterized. The transcript has a single exon. NCBI's taxonomy places the organism in Eukaryota, Viridiplantae, Streptophyta, Magnoliopsida, Fagales, Juglandaceae. Bases 1 to 495 code for a protein of 164 amino acids. The record is from RefSeq and is a predicted model, not a curated record.
AUGUGGACGCCCCGCCCCGCCCUAUGCGGGGGCGGGGCGGGGCAGCGGGUUCCGGGGCCCCGUUGCCCACCCCUAGUUCCUCCUACUAUGCUUCAAGCUUAUAUUCCAGAUAUUACUUCUAACCAGGCAGUGGACCAGUUGCUACAGUCUCGUGAGCAGAUUCUGAUCACACUCAAGUCUAACCUCACUUUGGCUCAAGAAAGGAUGAAAUUUUAUUAUGAUAAGCAUCAUACUGAUAGGCAAUUUUCAGUUGGGGAUUGGGUUUAUCUUCGACUCCAGCCUUAUAGGCAACAAUCAGUGGCUGGAAGGAGGAAUAUGAAGCUUUCACCUCGUUAUUUUGGUCCUUUUCAGGUCUCUCACAGAAUUGGUAAGGUGGCUUACAGAUUGUGUCUUCCCUCAGAUUCUCUUCUACAUCCAGUUUAUCAUGUUUCUUCUUUAAAGAAGAAGUUGGGGGAACAUGUUACUCCUAUUGCUACCUUACCUCCUGUUGACUAA